Molecule: messenger RNA, 1039 nt
Organism: Photinus pyralis (common eastern firefly)
Lineage: Eukaryota; Metazoa; Arthropoda; Insecta; Coleoptera; Lampyridae
Product: myb/SANT-like DNA-binding domain-containing protein 3
Exons: 3
Coding region: 105-1013 (302 amino acids)
Source: RefSeq, a predicted model, not a curated record
UUUAACCUCACUAUUUUUCACAUGUUUACAAGUUAUACGACCUUUUGUAUUUUUAACGUGUGUGCAAAGUAUAAUUUUACGAGUUCGCUAAUUAUUAACAAAUCAUGAGCAAAGAAAAAAUUAGGGUGGCAAACUUUUCUAGUGCAGAGAAACUGCUUCUGUUAACGAUAAUUUCAGAAAAAUAUAGUAAAAUACUAGAAGACAAAAAAACUGACCGCAUGUCUGUCUCUCAAAAAGAGCAGGCAUGGUCACAAAUCGAAAUAGACUUUAAUGCUUCGUCUACUACAACGUUCCGAAACGCAUCCUGUCUAAAGAAGUGUUACGAAAACAGGAAGAAAGAACUGCGUAAAACUGUAGCCAAUCAUAAACGAGACGUCUUAUUAACUGGUGGUGGGCCACCACCUAAGAAAAAGAAAGACGAUGACGAAACAUUGAUUGAUGAUAUACUGACAUCAAUCAUGAAUGAAAAGACUUUGGUAGGACUACAAAACCCAUUUGAUGACGAUGUUGAUGAAAACGCAAUCCCACAACGUAAUACUCAACAAUUCGAUACAGAUACUGAGUUUGUGUUGGAGGUUGGCAGUGAAUAUUAUGCUGAUAACAACACUUCACAAAUUCAGACUGCACAGGGCGUCAUGCCAGCAUCCAACGUUAUGAAUUGGAAAAGGAGUACUCCAAAUCAAUUAAAACAACCAAUAAGUGCAACACUUUGUGCCAUUGCAAAAGAUGAACAAAUGGCACCACAACUAGACAUCACCACACCUAAUAGCUCUAAAGCGCGAACACCAAAACAGUGUAGCAGAAGAAGACCAACAAUCGUCGUGAAAACGCUAACAUCGUCUGACAUUGCUAAGAAAUACAAUAUAUUACUUGAUAAACGAAUUUCUUUAUUGGAUGCACAACAUAAACAUAUGGAAAAAGAAAAUGAAUUAAUUCUCAAAAAGCAUCAACUAGAAAUUGCUUUGUUAACUAGGAAAUUGAAAAGAGAUGAAGAGCUUGACACUGAAAAUUAGUAAUUAUCUGUUUUAUACUUAUAGUA